Molecule: messenger RNA, 3568 nt
Organism: Acanthoscelides obtectus
Lineage: Eukaryota; Metazoa; Arthropoda; Insecta; Coleoptera; Chrysomelidae
Source: the annotation of a GenBank genome assembly
AGGGAGCUUGCACGUGUAUGCCAGAACAUUCUGAGUCAUCUGACAGAAGAGAGUGUAUAGUUAACCCUUCUGCGCCUGAUGAGUACCGAGCUUGUGCCAGUUCCCCCUGCCGUGAAGCCAGCACCUGCGUAGACCUUCCAGGAUCAACGUUUGCGUGUAUGUGUGGCCCCAACUUUACAGGUGUAUUUUGUGAAAUAGAAAUAAGUGGAAGAUUCACAACCCCAGCGUUUUAUGGACGUUCCUACGUAAGACUGAAACCGCUCAAGGCCUACUACAAGCUCAGCGUGGAAAUCGAAUUCAAAUCCUACAAUGAAGACGGAAUUUUACUCUACAAUCAACAAAAAGCAGAUGGCCUAGGUGACUACGUGUCACUUGCAAUCAUCAAGGGCUUCGUUGAAUUCAGAUACGACCUUGGGAGUGGCCCUGCUGUAAUUAGAUCACUGGAGAAGGUCGAAACAGGAAAAUUCCACAAAAUUGUGAUCAAGAGGUAUCACAGAGAUGGAAUGCUCAAAGUAGACGAUGGAGAAGACAUGGGUGGACAAGCGUCAGGACAUAGCAAAGCUCUGGAUCUGCAAGAAGAUACCUUUAUUGGAUACAUCCCUACUAAUCAUUCAAGGAUAUACGAAAACAUCGGCACAGACAAAGGGCUGCAGGGUUGCAUAAGGAAGCUGAAACUCGGACGGCAAGAAGUCGGCUUAAACAUCCACCAAAGCGACUGGGUGUUGAAGACGGAGGGCAUUUACGACUGCAGCCAGCACGCCUGUACGGCCACCCCUUGCCGGAACAAAGGGCGAUGUUUCGAGAUGGGCGACCUGUUCACUUGUGCCUGCGCCCCUCAUUACCAGGGGGAUGUUUGCGAAAAAACGGAUGAUCCCUGCGCCUCUAACCCUUGUCACUACCGGUCUAAGUGCAGGCCUCACUUGGGGUCCUUCCUUUGCGAUUGUUUGCCGGGGACUUUCGGGAAGAACUGCGAAAUAGAAUACAAGAAUGUUGGAAUAUUGACUCCUGAGUUCAAUGGGAGCAGUUACAUCCAGUUCCCUCGAUUGGAAGGCAUCAAAAAGACGUUCUCCGUUGAAGUUUCGUUCAUGCCAAAGGCACCUAAUGGCCUAAUAUUCUACAGCGGACAAAUGAAAAAUGGAAAAGGUGAUUUCGUCUCAUUGAAUCUCGCCCGAGGACACCUGCAAUUCAGAUUCAACCUGGGCAGCGGAAUCGCCAAUAUCACAAGCCGCGAAUCAUUGACCUUGAACAAAUGGCACUGGGUCCGGGUGUAUCGAGAAGGACGAGAGGGCAUUUUGCAAGUGGACAAUGCCAGCAUAGUUCGUGGUUACUCUGGCACACCCCUAACCGAGCUCAACUUGCAAACUCCCUUCUUCAUUGGAUCUUUAUCAAACUGGAAGCAAAUCCAUCGUCUGUCAGGUGCGACGAAAGGCUUCAAGGGUGCCAUCCAGAGGGUGAUACUGAAUGGACAUUUGCUCCCGAUAUCGACCUCUCUGCCGGACUGUAACCUGCGGACAUCGUUCAACAGCACGGGCUGUGGGGCCAAUAUCGGAUAUUACGAUGGUUUACCCUGCUCCAUGUCUAAGAAUCCCUGUCAAAACAACGGGGUGUGCAUCCCCGAUCUCGAGGAUUUCACUUGCAAAUGCCCUUCGAAUUUCAAAGGAAAAUACUGCGAGAUGGUUGAUGAAGACAAUCUAGCACUGAAGUUCAGUGGUAUGACGUUCCUUCAGUACAGAAACAGGGGCUAUCGAAGAAGGAAACCAGAGAGAGGCAACAGAUAUGAGCUUAGGAUCCGAACAUUUAUAACUGACGGUCUGUUGCUAUGGAGAAGUAAAAACAGAAACAUCGCUGAGGAUUAUCUCUCCGUGGCAAUUGUUGACGGUUACCCUGAGUUCAGCUUCAACCUAGGAUUGAGGAAUACCUUCUGGGCAAUCAGAUCAAAAAUUAGGGUAGACGAUGGAGAGUGGCAUACAAUUCAAGUAAGGAGAAGGAAGAGGGUUGGAUUCAUUUCAGUCGAUGGACAUCCCUCUAUAAAGGGAAUCGCUAGAACUGGUGCUAUAUCGCUUAGGACAAAUUCAAAACUUUGGAUUGGUGGUACGUCGGUGCUGCCUCCUGGUCUGCCAAGUGCGUACUACAAAGGCUUCGAUGGAUGCAUCAAACAGAUAUUAGUGAACGCUAAGCCGCUCGAUUUGUUAGCUAACAAUGAUUUAAGUAACAUUCAUUUCUGUCAUGAUAAUGAAAUCUAAAUGUAAUCGGAUGUUUGUACUUAAAACUAAAGAUUUCAAACUGUGAGACUGAUAUUGUACUCCUGACUUUUCCAAUUUUAAAAUUUAGCUUAGUUGUCCCGGCAUCGCUGUACAUAGUCAUAUGUUGAGGAAAAUGCGCAAAAUUCUUAAUCUCUGAGUGCUAACAGAACUGAUCGAAAAAUGCAAGCGUUUCUAGAAGCGACGUUGUCAAAGCUACUGGAAAUACCAAACAGCCUAGUUACGAUAAAAAACAUAAAAGGUUUUCGAUCCAUCAAGUCCCCGAAUUCUCGUCAAAUAUUUGAAAACCACCCCAUCGAUAUGGCUACUAGUCAGUUGUCAAUGUCAACGUUUCACUGAUCGGAUUGACAUCCUGACUUUUGACUUGACAUGUUUCAUUUUUGACGUCUGACUUAGGUGUAAAUUGUCAAAUGUCAUUAAUUCUGAUUGUUAAAAGUGCCCUGAAAAUGCCAAACUAAAGAUGUUCCGAUCCACAAAAAGUAUCGAUACCAUCUAUCGAUUCGUAUCGUUUUAGGAAGUAUCGAUACUCUAAAAUAUCGGAAUAAAAAUACCACAAGUAUCGAACCUUUCGAUACGGAACACACACUACCGAAAAUCGAAAUUGUUUUUUCUACAACUCUCAAAAUAAUGUUUACUCUUUUCAACUGCAUGACUAAUAUGUUCAGUAAUAAGAACGUGUAAGAACCUCACAAUUGCAUAACUUACAUCUCCGACCUAAUUCGAUUUUACAAUAGGUCCCCAAAUCACUUCUUACAGGAGGCAACUUCUCCAAAAAAUACCAUUUAUUUUUUGUUACCAUAGGUUUACAAUUUGUCAGGUAUUCUUCGAUCUCAAAAUAUUUUUUUGAGCGACAUAUUUUUGAUAUCUCGCGAAAUACCCCAAAAGGUAGAAGGAUUUGUUUCGAGUUAAAAGACAAAUAUAUACAUAACAAGUACAUUAUGUAAUGUCAUUGAUAAAAUUUUAUAUAAUAAUCACCUCUCCAGUAAAAUAUGUUUGCCCAAAAAUCCCCAGAAAAAUAUCCCCAAAAUCUUCUCCACUGAAAUAAAAGUUCUCUGAUUUUUGGGGAAAACCCCCUAAUGUGGCAACCCUGGAAUCCAAAAUAAAUUAUGUGAGGUCGAGAAAGGAAACAAAGAAGAAAAGUAAUCUGAAAUUCGUCACUCUUUCUGACACAAUCCGGAUCGAAAGAUGUAUCGAUACACCCAAGUAUCGUAUAAAAAAAUAUCGAUCCAAAAUAUCGGGUAUCGCGAGCAAAAGUAUCGAUACUCCCAAAUAUCGGAUCGAAUAGAACAUCUCUAUGCCAAACGUGA